GGCUGCAGGAUCCUCACCAGUCUCUAUUCCUUAAAGUCUCAGCUCCAACACCACUGUCCCAGAUAGGCCUCCGUGACCACAGGACUAGACCAUGGUUCUCUGCGGAGGGCGUCCGCUCCGUGAGCCACCCUUCCAGCACCCACUGCCAUGGCGAAUAUUCGCUUGUUUGGCCAUCCAGGGACUGAGCCCCAAGACCGCAGGGCUCGGGCUCUGUCUUUGCUCGGGACGAUAACCCGGGGACUGCACAGUAAGCUGUCAGGCCUUGGGACCGCUCAAAGUGAACCGGGGCCGGGUGGGGGACCGAGGGCUCUGCAGCCUUAGGAAUGCCUGUGCCCCGGGGACGCAGGGGGCAGGCCUGUCCCGGACCGCCUCUGCCUCCUCCUCCUCUUUCUCCCCGCUCCCGCUUCUCCUCCGACCCCUCCUCCCGCUGCUCCUCUUCCGCCUCCUUCCCCUGCCCGCGCCCGCCCUACUGCCAGUGCCGAGUUUCCUGUUUAAGAUGGCGUCCCCCGUAGCAGCGCAGGCCGGGAAGCUUCUGCGAGCCCUAGCGCUGCGGCCCCGCUUCCUGGCGGCCGAGUCCCAGGCAGUUCAAUUAACCUCCAGAAGAUGGCUGAACCUGCAGGAAUACCAGAGCAAGAAACUGAUGUCUGACAACGGAGUGAGAGUUCAAAGAUUCUUUGUAGCAGACACUGCGAAUGAAGCUCUAGAAGCUGCUAAGAGACUAAAUGCAAAAGAAAUUGUUUUAAAAGCCCAGAUCUUAGCUGGAGGAAGAGGAAAAGGUGUCUUCAAUAGUGGUUUGAAAGGAGGUGUUCAUUUAACAAAAGACCCUAAUGUUGUGGGACAGCUGGCUAAACAGAUGAUUGGGUACAAUCUAGCGACAAAACAAACUCCAAAAGAAGGUGUGAAAGUUAACAAGGUGAUGGUUGCUGAAGCCUUGGACAUUUCCAGAGAAACCUACCUGGCAAUUCUGAUGGACCGGUCCUGCAAUGGCCCUGUGCUGGUGGGCAGCCCCCAGGGGGGCGUCGACAUUGAAGAGGUGGCUGCUUCAAACCCAGAGCUCAUUUUUAAGGAGCAAAUCGACAUUUUUGAAGGAAUAAAGGACAGCCAAGCUCAGAGGAUGGCAGAAAAUCUAGGCUUCGUUGGGCCUUUGAAAAGCCAGGCUGCAGAUCAAAUUACGAAGCUGUAUAAUCUCUUCCUGAAAAUUGAUGCUACUCAGGUGGAAGUGAAUCCCUUUGGUGAAACUCCAGAAGGACAAGUUGUCUGCUUUGAUGCCAAGAUAAACUUUGAUGACAACGCAGAAUUCCGACAGAAAGACAUAUUUGCUAUGGACGACAAAUCAGAGAAUGAGCCCAUUGAAAAUGAAGCUGCCAAAUAUGAUCUAAAAUACAUAGGACUAGAUGGGAACAUUGCCUGCUUUGUGAAUGGUGCUGGGCUCGCCAUGGCUACUUGUGAUAUCAUUUUCCUUAAUGGUGGGAAGCCAGCCAACUUCUUGGAUCUUGGAGGUGGUGUAAAGGAAGCUCAAGUAUAUCAAGCAUUCAAAUUGCUCACAGCUGAUCCUAAGGUUGAAGCCAUCCUUGUCAAUAUAUUUGGUGGUAUCGUCAACUGUGCCAUCAUUGCCAAUGGGAUCACCAAAGCCUGCCGGGAGCUAGAACUCAAGGUGCCCCUGGUGGUCCGGCUUGAAGGAACCAAUGUCCAAGAGGCCCAGAAGAUACUCAACAACAGCGGACUCCCCAUUACUUCAGCCAUUGACCUGGAGGAUGCAGCCAAGAAGGCUGUGGCCAGUGUGGCCAAGAAGUGAUGUCUUUGUCCUGAUGCGAUGGAGAAAGAAAGUCAUUUUUCCAUAAAAAGGGAUGGUUCAUCAUUGUGAAACAAAUGGUUAUCUCAUUGGGCAAGAAAAGGGGAGGGGGAAGGCAAGAAUCACUGAAAAAUCUUAAAUCUGUGUUUUCUGGAAUAAGAUAUCUAGACAGCCUAAAUCUGAUUUUAGUCUUUAUAAAAAUAAUAUCUUGUGUUCUCAUACUUUUCUGUCACUGUAAGCCUGCCCAGUAGGCAGUGUUUUGCAGACUUUGGGGAGCGGUCUACGUGGCCAAAUAUUGUGUGUAUAGACAGAAUUUGAAAUCAGGUCCUGCUUCAUUUACAAGAAUUUUGGUGGGCAUCUAAUCCUACAUAAUGAAAAAGAAAAACAGACCAUUUAAAAACUCAGACACAAGAUUAUAUUUAAUAUAUUAAUUACUAAAAAGGCACAAGAUUACACUGAACAUAUUAGCUACUAAAAAGGCACUGCUAAGACAUUCAAGAAAAUAGCUAUUACACACUACUGCAGAUUUUACAGGUUUCUAAUUCUUACAUAUGUUUGAAAAAUCCAUGAGUAUUCCAAAAUAUAUUUAAUAAUGGAAUGUCUGCAUUAAUAUAGCAUCCAUGUGUUUUUACCAUUUGCCUUAAUAUUGAAUAUACUGUUUACCUCACUCUAAAAAGAAAACCAGAAGCCUUAUUUGUGAUUUUGGGAAUGGAAGCUUCCAUUUUUUUGUCAAAAAUGAAUCCUGAUUCUUAUGGAAAUCUCUGUUAUUAAGACAUUUCAAGAUGAGACAACACUGAAGAUCAAAUUGUGUUGAGUAUCAGUAUCUUCUCUCCUCGUUUAUCUCUUACUCCUCAUCCUCCCAGAAUCUACCAGUUUAUGGUAGAAAGAUGGGAACCUUGUUUGAAUGUGAUUUUUUUUCAUGAUUUCCAAUUUUGUUGUGGGAAAGGAUUUGGAUAAAAUUUUUGUUUAAAUUUUGGUAGAUUUUUAUCUAUACAAAUUUAAAUAAAAUUAUGUUUUGUAAGCUGUAA
Nomascus leucogenys (northern white-cheeked gibbon) is the source of this 2820-nucleotide messenger RNA. RefSeq names its product succinate-CoA ligase GDP-forming subunit beta (gene SUCLG2). Gene Ontology annotation, molecular function: succinate-CoA ligase (GDP-forming) activity; ATP binding. Gene Ontology annotation, cellular component: succinate-CoA ligase complex; mitochondrion. Lineage: Eukaryota; Metazoa; Chordata; Mammalia; Primates; Hylobatidae. Gene Ontology annotation, biological process: succinyl-CoA metabolic process; tricarboxylic acid cycle. The record is from RefSeq and is a predicted model, not a curated record.